GAUGUGAGUGCCAGUCAGCUAGCCAGCCUCUCCUUUUCAGUUCAUGUAACUAUGGUCUGAAGAGGAAACCAUGAAUCUCCGAGGCGUUUUUCAAGAUUUCAACCCCAGUAAGUUCCUGAUCUACGCGUGUCUGCUGCUCUUCUCUGUGCUGCUGUCACUGAGGCUGGAUGGCAUCAUCCAGUGGAGCUACUGGGCCGUGUUUGCGCCCAUCUGGCUCUGGAAGCUCAUGGUCAUCAUCGGGGCGUCUGUGGGCACUGGAGUGUGGGCUCACAACCCGCAGUACAGGGCUGAAGGGGAGACGUGUGUGGAGUUUAAGGCCAUGCUGAUCGCAGUGGGAAUCCACCUGCUCCUGCUCACCUUCGAGGUGCUGGUCUGCGAGCGCGUGGAACGGGCUUCGAUCCCCUACUGGCUCCUGGUGUUCAUGCCGCUCUUCUUCGUCUCUCCGGUGUCAGUGGCCGCGUGUGUGUGGGGAUUCAGACACGACCGCUCGCUGGAGCUGGAGAUUCUGUGCUCUGUAAAUAUUCUUCAGUUUAUCUUCAUCGCUCUGAAACUGGACGGGAUCAUCAGCUGGCCGUGGCUGGUGGUGUGUGUGCCGCUCUGGAUCCUCAUGUCCUUCUUGUGUCUGGUGGUCCUCUAUUAUAUCGUGUGGUCUGUGCUGUUUCUGCGCUCCAUGGAUGUGAUCGCGGAGCAGCGGCGCACACACAUCACCAUGGCCAUCAGCUGGAUGACUAUAGUCGUGCCCCUGCUCACUUUUGAGAUUCUCCUCGUCCACAAGCUGGAUAAUCAUUAUAGCCCCAACUACGUCCCGGUGUUUGUUCCUCUCUGGGUUUCUUUAGUGACUCUAAUGGUGACCACAUUUGGCCAGAAAGGAGGCAAUCACUGGUGGUUUGGCAUCCGUAAAGACUUCUGCCAGUUCCUACUGGAGCUCUUCCCGUUCCUCAGGGAAUAUGGCAACAUCUCCUAUGACCUGCAUCACGAGGACUCAGACAUGUCCGAGGAGUUGCCCAUUCACGAGGUGCCCAAAAUCCCAACCAUGUUUCGUAAGAAGACGGGGGUGGUGAUCACCCAAAGCCCUGGGAAAUACUUUGUGCCCCCACCCAAACUGUGCAUCGACAUGCCAGACUAACAUUGGAGCUCUCGUAUACAGUAUAGCACUAUGCACUGGGAUUCGCUUUGUUACGUACUGUUGAAGACGGAAACAACAAUCCCAUUAAACUCGGCUCUUGUUUCCUAAAAAAAUAGCUGCGCAAACGGACCUGUUGACAUCAGGAGCGCAUCGGUCGAAAUUUCCUGACCACUCACUCGAAGGACUCCCAGAGACAGACUGUCUGUAAAUAAGUGUGUUUUUUACAAGGUGUCAGAUAUUUUCUGUAUUUUAAACGAAAUGUCCAUCGCUCUUAGGUUUUCUAGCUUCGCUAGCACUGUACUGAAUGGAUUUCAUGACAGUUCCUCAUUUAUACUGGGAUCGCAGUGUUUGCGGUAGAAGAACAACUCUGUGAAAAAUAGCCGUAAAUGAAGAGUUGACCGUAUUUUGUGAGUCCUGCUUAUUUAUGCUUUUGAAUUGCUUUAUUAUUGAUCUUUCCUGCAAAGAUUUAUGAUGUUGAACAGUUUGAAAUAGUGACUUUUAUUAAGAUUUUAUAUAGUCUUUAUUUGGGUUGUCACAAUACUGAAAUUUGGUACCAAUCUCUACUGAAAUUUUGUCUAUUUCCUUCUAACAUUUAAGUGCGUUCUUAAACAGCGCUGAUUUGUUAUUAAGUUCACAUGCUCAACAGAAAUGACUGUGAUUGGCUGUGAAGAUAAGCUGAUGGACCGAUCUUCACUGCUUUAAAACACUCCAGUGUCCCUGUAUCUGUGGUUACACUGAGUAAACAGAGGUGAGUUUGGUGAACUGAUGACCUUCACGGCCAAUCACAGUCAUUUCUGUUGAGCAUGUGAACACAAUGGCAAAUCAGUGCUGUUUAAGAACGCACACAACAGCGCUCAAAUGUUAGCAGGAAAUUGACAUUUUUAAUAUUUCAGUAUAGAUUGGUACCGAAUUUUUAGUAUCCUGACACUAGUCAAGAGGUGUCAAAACUUAGUUCCCGGGGGUUUAGUUUUAACCCUGCUCCAACAUGCUUACAUGUAGGUUUCAAACUAAUCUGAAGGACUCAAAUAGUUUGAUCAAGUGUCUUUAAUUAGGGUUGGAACUAAACUGCGCAGAGCUGCGGCCCUUCAGGAAUUGAGUUGGACAGCUGUGCACUGGUCUGUAUCAGUGUAUGGUGCAAAAACCUGCUAAUGUUUCUGUUAUUAUACAGACUAAUCUCUAUAUAUAGAAUUCCUUAUGCAAAAACAUGUUUCAAACUGCUAAAUUGUCAUUAAAAGUCACUUUAAAGAGUGCUAAAUUUUCAAUAUCAUAUAUCAACACCGCAGGAAUAAAGGUCCCAUAAUGCAAUUCACAAGUGUAAAUAAACAGUAUGACAAUAAAGCAGUGAAUCACAAAAUA
This is a messenger RNA of Danio rerio (zebrafish), 2482 nucleotides long. RefSeq names its product transmembrane protein 185A (gene tmem185a). NCBI's taxonomy places the organism in Eukaryota, Metazoa, Chordata, Actinopteri, Cypriniformes, Danionidae. Gene Ontology annotation, cellular component: membrane. The record is from RefSeq and is marked validated.